CUACCACUGGAGAUACAACAACAGUGACUGAUGAUGCUACUACUGAAGGUACAACAACAGUGACUGAUGAUGCUACUACUGAAGAUCCAGCAACAGUGACUGAUUCUGCUACCACUAAUGAUAUAACACAUGUGUCUGAUGAUGUUACCACUGAUGAUACAACUACACUGGCACCAACAAGUACAACAGCUGAUGUCGUAGCUGCUGAAACUACAUUCCAAAUGUAUCCCAGUGGUGAGGAGGAGGGUGAUAUACGUCUUCGGAAUGCAUUUUAUACAUCAUCAGGUGCUGUAACCGCCCCAAGGGGGGUCUACUUUGGCCAUAGAAAAUACAAACAUAUAUAUGUGUCAUCAAAUGGCUUAAUAAGUUUUGGCAGGCCAAACUUUCAUUGGUGGCCCAGGAAGUUUCCUCUUGGAAGGCGGAAUUCAGCUAUUCUAGCCUCGUUCUGGGGCAAUCAUGACACACGCGAAAGUUUGCCAUCUUCUGGUGUUCAUUAUCAGACGUACACCAUAGACGAUGUCUUGAAUGAGAAAGGCCAAUUGUUACUCCAAGUUGCGAGUAAAGAAGUGAUGAGGUUUACAAAUGUUGCAGAUUUUGAGGCAACUUGGAUGAUGAAAGUAACUUGGAAAGGUGUUUUCCCCUACCCAUAUUACUGCUACAAUCCAAAUGCUCAAUACGGUGAAUCACCAGAUCGUAUUGGUAACUGACGGUAUUCGGACAUACGCUUUGUUCAAUUAUGGAAAGAUGGCCUGGCGCACAUGGAAAAAUGUUAAUAUCGGCUUCGAUGCUGGGGAUACAGAAAAUUUCUUCAACCAUUAUUUGUUUGGCGAUGAUGCUCUUCUAGGCAUUGACAACAUGAAAGGAAACACUGGUUUGAAUGGGAAAUGGCUAUUCCGACUUGAUCUAAAUGGUGACAACCGGCCAAACUUUGAACAGAAGUGCGUUUCCUGGGCUGUAAAAGAUCGUCAAUCCUCGCCUCAAAACUUAGCUGGUGGGUGGGGAAGAUGGGAUGUCGAGCCUUGCCCUUGCACGGUCAGGCAGGCGUGGAGAGACAGACGGUUUAGAAUGGAUUGGUGGUCAUUGUGUGCCCACCAGAGGUUCCCCAGUCAAUAUGGCUACGGCCAGUCAUGCUGCUACAACAAUGAUUGGUGGACGAAUUGGUGGUCUUGGGGGACAUUGUUGACGGAUGCCAGAUACGGGGCUGGACAUUUUGAGCGGUAUCACAACAGGUUUUAUAGCAGACAACACAAGGAUGAAGACACCCUUCCACGGUACUAUUGUUGUGAGGCGUCAGAUAACUGCCAGUUAUUUACGGAGUUGAGACCAGUGGAUACAUGCCAGGCAUAUGUGCCGCCUCGUUGGUCUUGGUUCUGGGGCGAUCCUCACGUUCGUACAUUAGAUGGAAAGACAUACACAUUUAAUGGUUUGGGAGAAUACUGGUUGAUCAAGACCACUGAUGACUAUUUCACACUCCAAGGGAGAACGUCCAAAGCGUUGACAUCUAAUGGAACUGCAACAAAAGCAACUGUGUUCACAGCAUUUGCUGCAAAAGAAGAAUCGUCAGAUCAAUUUUAUGUUGAAUUAGCAGAUAACAUGGUUGAUUUGAUUAUACGCGUAAACGGGGAGGAUGUAACAAAUGCCGUGGAGCAGCUAGCCAAUGAAGAACCACCAACUACGCUGGAUAAAACAAGUUUAAGUUUGGGUGUCGACUCAGAUGGAGUAGUUACAGCAUCAUUUGCUACUGGAUUCUCAUUGAACGUGUCUGUAUCUGUGAGGAGUUUAAGCAUCACAAUAACAGCGCCAGUGUUAGUGAAUUCUUCAAUUACAACAGCAGGUCUCAUGGGGACACUCAAUGGGAAUACGUCAGAUGAUUAUACAAAACCAAAUGGUGAAGUACUUCCAGAGAACAGUAUUGAUACAGACGUCUAUCGUGACUUUGGGGAGCUAUGGAAGAUAACACAGAUCGAAUCGAUCUUUUGGUACAGAGAUGGUGAGACAACCGGGAACUUCUCAGAUGCUUCCUUCGAGCCUCUCUUCUUAUCAAACUUCACUGAGGAAGAGCGGAAUGAAGCAAACACUAAAUGCAAAGAUGAAAUAGCGUGUGUAUUUGACUACCUUGCAACAGGGGACGAGAGUGUAGCGAAUGCCACGUUAUCAACAGACCUGGUAAAUACGGCCGAUGCAAAGGUGUCAGAGAAUUUUGCUCCAAGACUGAGUGUUGAAGCACUUCAGAACUUUACUGUCGGUUUUGAAACCACAUUUGAGGUGUCAGCAUUUGAUAAUGACAGUAAUUCUGUGUUUAUUCUCCUCACAUCUUCGUUGCCCAUUGGAGCACAAUUUGAUAAUCAAAGUGGUGUUUUCAACUUUACGCCAUCAAGUAUUGCACCAUUCAACGUAUCUUUUGUGGCUGAAGAUGAUUUGGGAGCCAGAUCUCCAGAGACUAGACUUGUGAUUUGGAUAUGCUCCAAUUGUACGAAUGGGAAUGGACUGUGCAAUUUCGGAACAGAGUCAGAAGAACAAACUGAUACUACUGGGUACUUCUAUGAAGCGAUGUGUGAUUGUAAUACUGGCUGGGAAGGAGACAAUUGUGAGGUUGACAUAGAUGGUUGUGAAGGUGGACCCUGUGGUGAGGGUUCUAACUGUACAGAUGUUACACCUUCAGAACAGCAGAGAACUGGAAAUUCUUUUAAUUGCUCACAGUGUCCUGGCGGCACUAUCAAUGUGGACAACAACUGUUUAGAUAUUGAUGAAUGUGUCAAUGCUACUCUUAAUGACUGUCAACAAGAAUGCAUCAACAAGAAGGGAGGUUAUUCCUGUGAAUGUCUACCUAGGUUUACAUCUAUCAACACCACGCACUGUCAAGAUAUCAAUGAGUGUAGUGAAGGUACUAGUGGAUGUGAACAAAUAUGUAGCAAUACUGAGGGUAACUUCACGUGUGCCUGCGAAGAAGGAUUUUCACUUAAUGCAGAUGAAAAAUCCUGUCAAAGAGAUGCGGCUUCGCUUGGACCUUGUCAUGAUGUAGGAUUAACCUGUGCAUAUGGAUGUAGGAAUACGUCAAGUCCACCAGUUUGCUUCUGUAAGAAUGGAUACAACCUCACUGAUGCUGAAAAUUGUACAAAUAUAAAUGAGUGUGAGCUGGGUAUAGAUGGCUGUUCUGGAGUGUGCACAGAUAUGGAUGGUAGCUUCCAGUGCAGUUGUGGUGCAGGGUUUCAGCUGGGCAAUGAUCAGAAGUCAUGUCAAGGCUGUGACUCCACACACUGGGGCAUCGAUUGUGCAAAUCUUUGUGAGUGUGGUAGUCGAGCCAGACAAUGCAAUGCCAGCAUAGGAUGCACUGACUGUGUACCAGGUUGGGGAGGAGAGAACUGCGAGGAAGACAUAGAUGAAUGUGCUAACAUUACAAUAUGUGGUGAUAAUGCUCAAUGUAUAAACAAUAAUGGGUCGUAUGCGUGUCUUUGCAAUGCAGGAUUUCAACAGGAGGGUGAUAUAGUAAAAUGUGUAGAUAUAAACGAGUGUGUCUCAUUGCAACCUUGUGAUCCAAAUGCUGAUUGCACAAACGCACAAGGAUCUUUUGACUGCACAUGCAAGUCUGGAUAUGAUGGCAAUGGUACAGAGUGCGAAAACAUCAAUGAAUGCAGCAACGGCACAUGUGGAAACAAUGCUGUGUGUACCGAUACACCAGGCUCUUAUAUAUGCUCUUGUGAAACGGGCUAUGCAAAGAUCAAUGAAACAUGCCUGGAAACUACUACAAUCACAGUAACAACCAAUGAACCAACUACUAAUAUGAUGUCUACUGCAAAUGUAACGUCUGGAGCUACAUCAAGAUCUUCAGCAAAUGCAACUAGUGUUACUACAUCUGCAAGUUCAGAUGUUACAACUGCUCAAAAGACUGCUCAAAAUGCUACAGCAACAGUAACGGACGGGUCAUCUACAUCAACUCCUACGACAGACCAAGAAUCCACGCAAAACUCAACAGUUGACGCUACUGAGGCUUCCACGCAGACCUCUAUGAAUAAUACGACAUUAAUAAGUAGUACUGAUGGUGUUAAAACCACACCUAGCGGAACUGAUGAUGCAAAUACUAUCACAGUAGAUAUACAGUUUGAUAUGACAUUUAAAUCUGUGUAUGAUGACCCCAACAAUACUGAAACAAUUGCUCUAAAUGACACUUUAACAGCCAUGUUCUUCCGAAUCUACAGCCGAGUGAGACGUGUCGAACUCAACAAUGUGGUCAUCACAGAAUUCUAUAAUGGGAGUGUAGGUGUAAAGCACGAUCUCACGUAUGCCUCUCCCCUGGAUUCUGAAAGUAAAUCAAACGUUGCUUUGGAGCUCAUAUCUUCCAUCGAACAGGGAGGAGGUAACCUUACGGCUCCUAAUGGGGGUGUGUAUGUUGUAAAAGGAGAACCAAUUGUAGUGCAAAAUGGAAAACCAGUUGUCAUCAGUUCUGUGUGUUCCGUCUAUGAAAGUGAAAGUUUAUGCAGGAAUGGUGGAGUAUGUAUAGAAGAUAAUAGUUCACCACGAUGCAGUUGUACGUUUAUGUACACGGGCACAUAUUGUGAAGACUCGAAUCUCCAAUCAGUACUCGCUGUAGUGCUGGGAACUGUUGGUGGAAUUCUCCUUCUCUUGGUCAUAAUCCUUACAGUAUGCAUCUGUAGAAAACGACGAAGGAAUAAAGAAACUCAGAGAGAGAGAGACAGUGUUUCAGAUCGUGAUUGGAAAUCAUUUGGUUAUGGUGUUUAUAAUCGCAGUCUAACGAAAGAGCCCUACAAAGAUUUUACAGGUGCACCAGUUGAUAAAAUUAGAGGACCCUCUCCAAAGAGCGGAGACACCAACAGAAUACACAGAUGGAUGAGAGUUGACGAGCCCUUAAAUGUUGUUGCAUCAAAUGACGACACCCCGUGGUAUAUGGGAUUAGAUACACAAAUGGAUUUCAAAAUUGAUAGACCAGUUGUGAACACUCAUAGCCCACCAGUACCUCCAAAAAGAUACUUCGAUGACAGAGCAACAAAUGUGCAUCCAACUAACACACAUGAAGAUAGAAACAGUCCAUACAAAAAUAAUAAUAACGCAUUUUUCAAUAGAUAUGAUUAUUAUUAAGACCAGUGUGAUGGAGGCUAAUCUCCACCUCAUGGGCUUUAAACUAACUGUUUCACUGAUUAAGUAUUUAUUUGAUAUCCAAGGUUUGAUAUUCAGUUUACACUGUUUAUUUAGAAUAUACUAUGGCAUGGAUAAGGUUGGAUUCAAUGUAAUUAUAAAAGAAUACUAUAUCAUUGGAAUUUCUGCAAAUGGAACAUUUGAUAUUUGAAUUUUAAAAUACUAUCCCAA
Molecule: messenger RNA, 5322 nt
Organism: Owenia fusiformis
Lineage: Eukaryota; Metazoa; Annelida; Polychaeta; Sabellida; Oweniidae
Source: the annotation of a GenBank genome assembly